AUGAUUAUUUCAUGGCCGUUUGAUGCAGUUCAUAAAACACAUGUUCAUUUUGACACAGACACAGGCAAAAUAAUGCUCGGUAAGGCGCCAAAUUGGGGGGCAUCUAACCUCGGCAAUAGACAUCAAGACAAAUUGCUCUCAACUUUUAUUAAACUUAUCUAUGUCGAAAUGGAGAAAAAAGAAAAACAACCGCUUGCUGAACCCAUAUUAAAAAAACCGAUCAAAAAAUCAAUAUCGACAUCUGAAGCCAUUGAACAACUUAAGAAGCUAUGUGUUCAAGCAGACCCUCAUACAAUUUAUACAGAUAUGAGUAAAAUUGGCGAAGGAGCAUCUGGUUCAGUUUUUAAGGCAAAAACAAAAGACAAUGGUGAAAUUGUGGCUAUCAAACAGAUUCAUCUAAGACGUCAAGUACGUAAAGAUUUAAUUAUUGAUGAAGUGCGUAUGGGAAAAGAACAAAGUGCACAUGAAAAUAUGGUGCAACAUGUUGAAUCAUAUAUUUGGAAAAACGACGUUUGGAUUGUGAUGGAGUAUAUGGAAGGUGGAAGUUUAACAGAUGUUGUCACACAAAACUAUAUGGCUGAACCAGAAAUUGCAACUGUUUGUCUACAAGUGCUUCAAGGCUUAGAAUAUCUUCAUUCAAAAGGCAUUAUUCAUCGAGAUAUCAAAAGUGAUAAUAUACUGAUUGGAACACAAGGUCAAAUUAAACUUUCUGAUUUUGGUUAUUGUGCUCAAAUCAACAAGACACAAUCAAAAAGAACAACAUUAGCUGGUACUCCAUGCUGGAUGGCACCUGAAAUAGUCCAGAGAAAAGAGUAUGGGCCCAGUGUCGAUAUUUGGUCUCUUGGUAUCACAGCUAUUGAAAUGGUGGAAGGAAGCCCUCCUCACCUUGAAGAUCCAGAACAAGCUAUUCGAUUACUUACAACAUAUCAUGUUGCACCCACACUGAAAGAUCCUGAGCAAUUAUCAGUCGAGUUUCGUGAUUUCUUGGGCAAGUGUCUUCAAUUUAAAGCCGAAAACAGACCUUCUGCAGCCGAGUUGUUAAAACAUCCAUUUCUUAGUAAUGCGGCACCUUCUACUUGUCUUUUACCGCUAAUUGAGUCUGCUAAAAAAAGCGCUGUUCUAGAUGAUCUCACUAUAUAA
Molecule: messenger RNA, 1140 nt
Organism: Gilbertella persicaria
Lineage: Eukaryota; Fungi; Mucoromycota; Mucoromycetes; Mucorales; Choanephoraceae
Product: kinase-like domain-containing protein
Exons: 5
Coding region: 1-1140 (379 amino acids)
Biological process (GO): regulation of MAPK cascade; protein phosphorylation; intracellular signal transduction
Cellular component (GO): cytoplasm
Molecular function (GO): protein serine/threonine kinase activity; ATP binding
Source: RefSeq, a predicted model, not a curated record